AUGUCUGGUCUAUUAAAGAACAUAUACUUAGUAGCAAAUCUGGUAAUCUACCCAGUUGCAAGUGGGAUCAUAACCGAUUUAAGUCAGUCCCAUGUUUCAUGGCAAAAUCUUAAACUUAAUGAGCAAAUCAAUCUUGUAAUUGUAAUAUUUUCUGCAAAACUCGGGGUUUCUUUCUCUAAACACUUACGACUUCCUUGGAGCAACCCUUCUUCAGAGGCAAGUGAUCUCCUUCAGGAGGUCUGGCGUGUUGACAAAGAUGAUUUCAUGACAUCAUUUUCAGUAAUGAGGUUCAACCUUGUUCAACUUUUUCUUCAAGGUACACAAGCUGCUCACCUUAGAAAGAUGAUUGUUGACCUAGACGCUCCUAGGUUUGACAAUGGGUCUCCACUCAGCCAGGAUCCAGCAAUAUCCUAUGUCUGGUCCCAGAGAAAUUUAAAUGCUGUUCAGCGUCGAGCCAUUCUUAAGAUACUUACAGCAAAAGACUACGCUCUUAUACUAGGAAUGCCUGGAACGGGCAAGACAUCCACCAUGGUGCAUGCUGUGAAAGCUCUGUUGAUUAGAGGUUCAUCUAUUUUGCUUACGUCCUACACAAACUCUGCUGUUGAUAAUCUGCUUGUCAAAUUACAGGCUGAGGAUAUUGAUUUUAUACGCAUCGGAAGACAUGAAGCCGUGCAUGAAGAAAUUCGAGGCCAUUGCUUUUCAGAGAUGAACAUUCAAAGUGUUGAAGGCAUUAAGUUAAUACUAAACCAAGUCAAGGUGGUUGCCGUUACAUGUUUGGGGAUCACCAGCCCCUUGCUUGCCAAUAAGAGAUUUGAUGUAUGCAUCCUGGAUGAAGCUGGACAGACCACCCUUCCAGUAUCUCUUGGGCCUCUGAUGUUUGCUUCCAAGUUUGUCCUGGUUGGCGAUCAUUAUCAAUUACCUCCUCUGGUCAAGAGUAUGGAAGCUCGAGAAAAUGGAAUGGGGGUAAGCUUGUUUUGUAGGCUUUCAGAAGUGCCUCAGGCAAUUUCAGCCUUGCAAGGCCAGUACCGUAUGUGUCAAGGCAUUAUGGAACUGUCAAAUGCCUUGAUUUAUGGUGAUCGACUUCGUUGUGGCUCUCCUGAAAUAGAAAAUGCGAAACUCAAGGUUUCAAGUUCAAUAUCUCAUUCAUUGUGGAUACAGGAGGUAAGAGCAAUUUUCAAAGGAAUUCCUUUUUGCAAUGUAGAUUCUUUACCUGCUUUUGAGGAAAAGGAUCACAAGAUUGUGAGUAACCCGACAGAAGCUAACAUAAUUGUACAGGUUGUGGAGGGACUAGUCAAGAGUGGAAUAAAGGGGGAAGAUAUCGGCGUCAUUACCCCAUAUAACUCCCAGGCAGAUAUCAUCCAGCUUGCCCUCAACCGCCUGACCUCUGUCAAGAUGCAUACCAUUGACAAAUACCAGGGAAGAGACAAGGAUUGUAUACUAGUGUCCUUUGUUAGGUCAAUGGAAAAUCCAACGAAUUGCUCCUCCUCGCUGCUCCGAGACUGGCAUAGGAUUAAUGUCGCCCUCACUCGUGCCAAGAAAAAAUUGAUAAUGGUUGGAUCGCGCAAAACCCUAUCGAAUGUUGUGCUGAUGAAACUUCUUAUCGAGCAAGUUGAACAGCAGUCGGGCAUCUUAAAUGUAUCGAACAAGGAUAUUAAGUUUAACAGCGAGUUAAGGAGAUGCUCUCAGGCUCAGGUCAGAUAGAUGAUUGAUUGUAAAUUUUCCAUCCUGUUCGUCCAGUUUUGGUUGGUGACUGUACAUACUGCUGCUGAUUUAUGAGGUUGAAGGUUGUAUAUUUAGAAAGAUCUCUCUC
Messenger RNA from Pyrus x bretschneideri (Chinese white pear), 1810 nucleotides. RefSeq names its product DNA replication ATP-dependent helicase/nuclease JHS1-like. Gene Ontology annotation, biological process: replication fork reversal. The record is from RefSeq and is a predicted model, not a curated record. Gene Ontology annotation, molecular function: single-stranded DNA helicase activity; 5'-flap endonuclease activity. Gene Ontology annotation, cellular component: cytoplasm. NCBI's taxonomy places the organism in Eukaryota, Viridiplantae, Streptophyta, Magnoliopsida, Rosales, Rosaceae.